Molecule: messenger RNA, 1427 nt
Organism: Dimorphilus gyrociliatus
Lineage: Eukaryota; Metazoa; Annelida; Polychaeta; Dinophilidae
Source: the annotation of a GenBank genome assembly
AGUUUAUUUUUGUGAAACAUUCUCAAAUAUAUUUAUCUCAAAAAUACAGAGUCUCUACAUACCUUAUCACUAUUAUUGAAGCAAAUGCGAUAUUUUUGGUUAAUACUUUGUAUUGACAUAUCCUUGAAGCAUAUAAACACGAAUUGCAAUUAAUGGAACUGGAAGAAAUUGUAAAAAUUAAACAUAUUUGGCCACAUAUUAACGCGGCAACCGAAAUUGUUGAAACAACGAAAUUUUCAACUACUCAAGCAAAGGAGGAAGAUGGUUGUGAAUAUAAAUCAAAAAUAAUAUAUCAUUGCCCUUUUGAAUCUUGUCGAUAUAAUGUGAGAGAAAUAGAAAAUGGGUUCUUCUACGAAACAGAUCUUUUAAUGCAUCUCAGGAUGAUACAUUCUAAAGAGGAUAAAAAACCAACAAUAUCGAUUAUGCAACAAAAAAGAGCUAGGGAUGAUACGAAGGAAGAUUUACAAUCGUGCAAGAAAAAUAUAUCAACUCCGUCGUCUACUUUAACCGUUGGCUGUACAACUGCAAUAUUAGCGUCUCCUAAUAGAAAUAUUUCAAAGAAAAAGCGUGGAAGGCCUGCAACGAAAUCAUCGAAAGAAUUUAAAAGUUAUUCUAUUUUGCCUAAACCAGCCAUUCAACUAGCACCAACAGCAAAGAUCGAUAUGCCCUUGGGUAUGAGGAAAAAGAGUACAAAAAGAAAUAUUACGAUUGAAACAACAACAGCUUGUUCGCCUCUUUCACUUGAGCAGCUAUUGGAAGCUUCCACUCAAACAAACGUUCCUUACCAAGCCUCAACGCAAACAAAUACAACAUUUCAAGAUUCAAAGCAAACUAAUACUGUUUGUACAUCUAUUCUCAAUACAUCUCAAACAACUCAAACACAAUUACAAAAAGAUUUCAAUUCGAAUUCCACGCAAACAGCCGAUUUAUUAAACGAUCUGGUUAACGAAGAUAUAUUUAUCAAUUAUCUUGAUACAGGCAGACGACAAUCAAAUUGCUCUGAGAAAUACGUUCAAACAAGUACUAAUAAAGGAACAAUAGUACUAGGAGCACAAGAAACUGACACAAAUGAUUCGUUUCAAUUAGAAUUAGAAAGUUUGGUUUUCGAAGGUGGAAAGGAGGACUCUCUGAGGGAAAUUGGAAAUGCGAAUAAUGUGCAAGAUAUUGCGUUAUCACCAAUACCUCAGCAUUUCUUUGAUGAAUUUUUCACCAACUAAAUUUCAUUGAUAUUAAACCAAAAACAUUUAAAUAAGAGGACAAUAAAAGAAAGAGAUGAAAGGGAGGGAGAAGAUGACGGAGGAAGUUAAUUUAUAUCUUUUUUGCAGUGUCAUUUUUUUUUUGCAGUAAAACAGAAUUUCUUUUUCUUUAAUAAUAAAAGAAAGAAGAGAAAAGAUUAUUUUCUAUUUCUCCUUCAAUUAUUAUUUAAA